This is a messenger RNA of Xiphias gladius (swordfish), 2210 nucleotides long. RefSeq names its product transmembrane protein 71 (gene tmem71). Bases 345 to 1325 code for a protein of 326 amino acids. The transcript is spliced from 11 exons. The record is from RefSeq and is a predicted model, not a curated record. Lineage: Eukaryota; Metazoa; Chordata; Actinopteri; Istiophoriformes; Xiphiidae.
GCCCUUCCUGCGUGCGGGCGAGGCUCAGUGACAGCUGCGGGGCUCCGAGCGUCGCCCUUCUGCGUGGUUUUACCCGCACGGAGAAAAACGCACGGAUCCCAAAACCCAAGCCCGGAAGGAAAAAAGAAGAGGACGAAAAGCCGAAUCGCGCAGGUGGAGGAAGACUUUAAAAACCAGCAACACAAGUUUCGGGAGGGAAACCGAAAACCACAACAAACCGGCUGCUGCCGCUGCUUCGUCCCGGCAGGAUGUGAGAGAAGCAUAACAGAAAACUCAAGGCCACCACAAGAUCUGAGCGGGAACAAGUUCAAAGAUCCGCGGAAGAGACCCGGCCGCGGACGACCAUGGCCCGGUUCUUCUCCGGAGCCGUCACAAGUUCACCGAUAAAACGAAGGCUGCGGGCGAAUCACUCCUGUCAGAGCCUCGACCUGUCCCUCCUCUCUCCCGACUCCUCGUACGUCUGUUACUCCUCGCUGGACGGCGGUGACCCCUGCUGCUGCCGCCGCUCACCGCGCCUCCUCACCAACGGGUACUACGCCGUCACCGAGGACAGCUUCUCCUGGGACGACGACGGGAACGUGUCGCUGACGCCCUGCAAAACCAACGUGUCCUACAAGGAGAACCUGGUCAGGGUUUUCCGGCGCAGACGGAGGCCUCGCAGCUCUCUGGCUCGCCUCCUGAGCGACGUCACCGAGAGCUGCCAGUCGUGGCUGGACGAGAAAGUCUUCAGGGGUGUGUUCGGGACGGGGCAAAACCAGAACCAGGACCAAGACCGGGACGAGCACGAGGACAAGGACCUGGGCAGAGGAUAUGAGCGCGAUCACCCCUGGACCAUGAGCAGCCGGGAGGGCCCAGCCCUGUUGGAUGAGUCCUCCUGGUCUGGAUUCUGCAGCACUGUGCUGGAUGACAGCCGCAGCUUUACAUACGACCCGACAGAGAUCCCGCCCCCUCCUGACAAAAUGCCCCCGCCCCCGAAGCUGCUCGUCCAGGAGGAGAUUUGCUCUGAGAUCUGUCAAUCAAAGGAGCGGUUCACCCAGUCACUGGGCGGACUCUCAGAGGUCCCGCCUCCCUCUGCCUUCUACACCAGCACCUGCUGCUGUCCGGCCUCACCUGAGCACACGGGGUUAACGGUGAAGGCCUUUCUCCUCUUCAUCUUCACCAUCUUCAUCUUCACGGCUCUUUACUCGGGGUGUGUGUGGUGGAGCACGACCGUAACAUCAGCUGUGGUCGUGACGAUUACGGCCUUCAUGUUCCUGACAAAGUCGGGGCCGAUGGGCGAGUGGAGGAAGGCGAAGACGGAGGAUAUCACAUCCAGAAACGAGUAAAAGAAGACAUCAAAGUGGAAGAGAGAAAGAAGAAGAGAAGGUCUGAUGGGAACUCAACAGAAAUAUUUUACAUUUCACUAAGUGUUUGCAUGUGAGUCGCACUUAAAGGACCAAGUUAUACAGAGCUCCGGAAAACAUUUUUACAGCAACACCUGUUUGACUGCGAAACGUAAAAUAACCCGUUUUUGAAUGUAAAAUCCUGUUUAAUGCACUGAGACGCGUCGACCACAAGGGCUGCAGUUCUUAUUCUGAUUGAAGUGAAACUAAACCAACACGUUUUUUAUAUUUAACAUUUCAAUCUAAAAAAAACGCUGGGAAAAUCAGCACGGUGUUGCAUUCAGGUCGUUGUGACGAAGUCCUCAAGCCAACUUUUGUAUUUUAUGUCAACACAGCACUCGAGCCUUUUAAAUAUUAAGGUCACGGUUCGUCCUGGUAUCUGCUCGCUGUGCAGGCAAAUGUUUUUUACAUAAAAGAGUCCGAUUUAACAUGAAACUGUAAAUAACAAUCUGACUUUGCGUCUCAUUGUGACUGGAUUUUGAUUCAUGUUUCCUGUGUUGAACGUUGGAACCGUGAAACCUUUCACCAGCAGCACCUUUGGAUUUUCCCAGCGAAGAAAACCUGAAUCAGACAGUUUGUCUCUGGUGAAAUGCUGAAGGAACUCUUUGACAUUGGUGACACGAUUUGCUGUAGUUUAGCAGCCAUGAAAGAUAAAGAAUAUCCAUAUCAAAUACAAAACAUCCAGAUGUACCUGGUGUAUUUUUAAAAGACUCUAAAUGUAUCUUCUGUUGUUAGCAGUUGAACUUGGCUUUUUUGGGGCUGUCCAAAGUGACCAAACGUCAGACGUUCGGUGUCUGAGAACAAAUUCAGGUCCAGCAGCAAAAAAAA